This is a messenger RNA of Lindgomyces ingoldianus, 1816 nucleotides long. Its product is annotated as putative feruloyl esterase. The coding region runs from base 23 to 1633 and encodes 536 amino acids. The record is from RefSeq and is a predicted model, not a curated record. The transcript has 2 exons. NCBI's taxonomy places the organism in Eukaryota, Fungi, Ascomycota, Dothideomycetes, Pleosporales, Lindgomycetaceae.
CUCUAACGUUGGAGAAACGGCCAUGCAUUUAUCCAUUUUCCUAUCCUCCUUGGCUUUACUGCCUUUGGGUGUUCAUAGCGGUGUCGUUGAAACUUUCCAGUCCAAAUGCGCGAACCUCGCCCAUACAGUCACUGCUGAAGCCAAAUAUGACAUCCAUAUCAACAUUGUGGAGUAUCUUCCAGCGGGGUCGGUCAUAAACCACACGGCUGACGGCACGAAUGAAACUUGCAGUCUCUUCGCCUCGCCAACAUCUCUUCCGGUCAACAUUUGCAGACUAGCCCUCAAAGCCGCGACAUCAAACUCAAGCUCUAUCAUCCUCGAAACAUGGCUACCUGAGAAUUGGUCCGGGAGGUUUUUGUCUACUGGAAAUGGUGGACUUAGCGGAUGCAUCCAGUAUUCAGAUAUAGCAUACGCAACCAAGUUUGGCUUUGCAGCCGUUGGAGCAAACAACGGACACAACGGUACAUCUGGCGGCGCAUUCUUCCAUCAGCCCGAGGUUCUGAAGGAUUUCGUCUGGAGGUCGCUUUAUACCGGAGUUGUGCUGGGCAAGAACAUCACCUCGCAGUUUUAUGGAAAGGACAAGUGCAAAGCCAUGAAGUCAUACUACAUCGGUUGUUCCACCGGCGGCAGACAAGCAUGGAAAGCCGUUCAGUCAUAUCCAGAACUCUUUGACGGUGUCAUAGCAGGAGCACCAGCGAUUGCUUCCAAUGGCUUGAUCUCGUUUUUCGGCUAUGCCUUCCAGUCCUUGGGUGAUAACUCUAGUGACACUUUCCUUGAUACACAGAACUGGGAGACUCUCCACGAAGAAGUUCUCAGCCAGUGCGAUCACCUCGAUGGCGCUGUCGAUGGCAUCCUUGAAGACACGCGCAAAUGUAAGCCUAAUUUAACGAAAAUCCUCUGCGAGAAUACUUCUCGGCCUGGAUGUCUCUCUCAAGCUCAAGUAUCCGCUGUGGAGAAAGUAUUCUCGCCGGUAGUCGUUGAUGGACAGGUGAUUGCUUCGGGGCAGCAACACGGCGAUGAGGUCAGAAUGAUCAAUGCUCUGUACGGACCAUUGCCCGGAACCUGGCUGGAAGAGUAUUUCCGCUUUGUGAUUUACCAGAAUUUGAGUUGGAAUCGGACCAUGUUCAGUCUGCAAGACGCUGCAGUAGCGCUAAAGGCGAACCUAUUCAACGUUGAAACCUUCGAUGGCGAUUUGCGUGCUUUCCGGGAUCGCGGCGCCAAAGUUCUACACUUCCACGGUCAGGCCGAUGAAUACCUCCCCGUCGGAAACUCGGACCGCUACUACGACCUUGUAGCCAAGACUAUGGGGUCUUCGAAUGCGGAGUUGGACGAGUUCUAUCGGUAUUUCCGCAUUAGUGGACUGGGCCAUUGUUUCGGUGGACCUGGGACGAACUACCUUGGGCAGCAUGGCGGAACUGCGGCAAGCGACGAUCCAGACGACAAUAUGCUCAUGAGGAUUGUUGAGUGGGUCGAGCAUGGAAAGGCACCUGAGUUCGUAAGGGGAACGAAGUUUGUCAACGAUGAUCCUGCGCAAGGAGUUGCAUUUACUAGGAAGCAUUGCAAGCACCCAAAAGUAAAUGUGUACAAAGGUCGUGGGAAUGGAACUGAUGAGAAUGGAUGGCAUUGUGUUUGAGCCGGCUCAGUCCUAAAUUUGAGGAAAGUUGGGACUGGAAAGCGAUGGGAUUGUGUCAUUAAGGCAUGAUCAAAACUCUGCUCACUUAGUCUAAUGGUAUAUAGGGCAUAUACAGGACCAACGAUUCUCAGCUCUACGUGGUACUAGUCAGUCACAAAUAACGUUGUCUUCGGAUAAGUUUCC